Drosophila willistoni is the source of this 1816-nucleotide messenger RNA. RefSeq names its product nucleolar protein 58 (gene nop5). The record is from RefSeq and is a predicted model, not a curated record. Bases 107 to 1657 code for a protein of 516 amino acids. The transcript is spliced from 2 exons. Gene Ontology annotation, molecular function: snoRNA binding. Gene Ontology annotation, cellular component: box C/D methylation guide snoRNP complex; small-subunit processome. Lineage: Eukaryota; Metazoa; Arthropoda; Insecta; Diptera; Drosophilidae.
AUUUUCGAUUUUUUCUUUCACACGCGGCAUUCCCCUAAAGAAGGUUAAGUUUUUCUUUUACCACUGGGGAUUUUGUUUAAAAUAAAAGAAUUAAUAAGUGUGAGCCAUGUUUGUGCUCUACGAAACGCCUGCGGGCUACGCCAUUUUCAAACUGCUCGAUGAAAAGAAGCUGGAACAGGUGGACAAUUUGUAUUUAGAGUUUCAGACUCCAGAAAAGGCAAACAAGUUGCUGAAGUUAAAGCAUUUUGAAAAAUUCAAUGAUACUACAGAGGCUCUGGCGGCAGCCACAGCAGCGGUAGAAGGAAAAGUGGCAAAGCCCCUUAAGAAGACACUGAAGAAACUGCUUGUUGAUGAAGUCCAAUCAUCGCUGUUGGUGGCCGAUGCCAAACUGGGUACAGCCAUCAAGGAGAAGCUAUCAGUGCAGUGUGUAUACAACACCGGAGUUCAGGAGCUGAUGCGAUGCAUUCGCCAGCAAGCGGAUAGUUUACUUGGAGGACUGCCAAAGAGGGAAAUGACAGCUAUGGCCUUGGGUCUGGCACAUUCUCUCUCACGGUACAAGUUGAAGUUCUCACCCGAUAAAAUCGACACGAUGAUUGUUCAGGCCCAAUGUCUCCUCGAUGACCUGGACAAAGAGCUGAAUAACUAUAUGAUGCGAGCCCGAGAAUGGUAUGGCUGGCAUUUCCCCGAGCUGGGCAAGAUUAUUACCGAUAAUAUUGCAUUUGUGAAAACCAUUAAACUGGUUGGCACACGUGAUCUAAUGUCCAAAUCAGAUUUAUCUGACAUUCUGCCCGAAGACGUUGAGGAGAAAGUCAAAGAGGCUGCCGAAAUAUCCAUGGGUACAGAAAUCUCCGAGGAAGAUGUCUUAAAUAUUCAGUGUUUAUGUGAUGAAAUUAUUUCGAUCAAUGAUUAUCGCACACAUUUAUAUGAUUACCUUAAGGCCCGCAUGAUGGCCAUGGCUCCGAACUUGACCGUACUUGUGGGUGACACAGUGGGUGCUCGUCUCAUUGCCCAUGCCGGUUCGCUUAUUAAUCUGGCUAAGCAUCCCUCUUCAACGGUGCAAAUCCUUGGAGCAGAAAAGGCACUCUUCCGAGCCCUCAAAACCAAGAAGGACACACCAAAAUAUGGUUUGAUCUAUCAUGCCCAGCUGGUGGGUCAGGCGAGUCAGAAAAACAAGGGCAAAAUAUCUCGUUCAUUGGCUGCAAAGGCCUCCUUAGCCACACGUGUUGAUGCCUUUGGCGAGGAAGCCACCUUUGAACUAGGUGCCGCGCACAAGGUGAAAUUGGAAUCGCGCCUUCGCUUGCUGGAGGAGGGUAACCUGAGGAAACUGUCUGGCACAGGAAAGGCUAAAGCUAAAUUUGAAAAAUAUCAGGCCAAGAGUGAGGUGUUUACAUACCAACCAGAAGUGGAUAACACUUUAAAUGUUAAGAAACGCAAACACUCCGAAGCGGAACCCGAAACACCUGUCAAGAAGGAGCCAGUUGAUGAGUCGCAAGCCGAUGAAUCCUUGCUUAAGUCUGACAAGAAGAAGAAAAAGAAGAAGAACAAGGAUAAGGAUGAGGAAGCACCUGUUGAGCCUAAAGCUGAAAUAAAGGAAGAGGAAGAAGCUGCCCCUCAGCCAUCCAAGAAAAAGAAAAAGUCAAAGCAACAACAAGAGUAGAAGAGAAUUUUUUAUACUCUUCCUCCUCCUGCAUCCUUUAGUUUAUUAAGGUUUUUUAUUAUUAACUUACUUAGUUUGUAUAGCUAGCCCCCCCACCCUGAUAAGCAAAAAGAGUUUAUUUUUGUGUUGUACAUUAGAAAUAAAAUGUAAUAUCCCAUA